ACUGUCGAAGACGGGUCCGGGGGAUGGUUUGUUUGACACACGGGACUGAGAUCAAGGGAAGAAAAAAGAAUUUUGAUCGGCUUCAUGAGUUUUUAAAUUGAUUUUAAUUAUUUGAAAGGAUAUUUGAUAGCCGCAAACAAAUAUUGAAGAGAAAUGUUGUAAUAGGCAUACUUACAAGAGUAUACGUAUGAAUAAUAAUUAUAAGUGCACCUGUAUCCCAUGACUGUUCAAGCACAGCACCUACUUGCAUCAGUGGGAAAUAAUUGCAGUUUUUAUGCACACAUCCCCACAUGUUGGGACUUAGCGACAUCCUUGUUAAAAAAUUAUCCAAGUUUCUCAGCUGUGUCCCAGCGUGCUGGAGAUUGUCAUUCAUCAUUAUCAUAACAGCUUCAGCAUUCCUUCUUCUCAGCAAAAGAAUGGCCUGUGAUUUUCAGUUUCAAGGUAAGUGACUAUCCUCUUUUUGGUCUUCAAUCAGAAAUUUUAUUCACCCAUUUUUAUCCCUUGAGAGGCUUUCACGUGGCCAGGAGAUUGCAGGAAUUAAUUAUUUUCCUUCCGGAAAGGCCUAAACAAUGGUCAAUUUUAAUGCUGAGGUUCUAAGACUGAUUUUUGGACUCUUCUACUUGUAAGGCCGAAAAAAUACUUUUCUAAAUGGUUCCAUCUUGAAAGGGUUCCCUCCUUAACCUCCAGUAGAUAUUAACAAAUAUUACUAAUUUUUAACCGUAUUCCUUUUAUUUUACAUGUGGGAGUCAUCACAAAACUGGAGCUUCAUCAUCUUCAAAAUAUGUUUGUGACAUAGGGCUUGAACAUGGAAAUUUCUUAGCCAUCUUUUGAUAUUUCAACCCAAGUGCCCGAAUUCAUCACCUCUGUUAAGCUAAAUAUCUCUGGAGUCACUCCAUAUUGUCCAGUUUCCUGAGUGACUACACCUGGUGAUGCACUUUGGAGAGGCAAGUUGACACAUUUCUACUUUUUAACUGCUCUCUCCUCUGAUGCUGUGGUACCGCACCCACCUCAUAACAGAAUUAAGCCAGAGUUGACAAAAGCUCUUCGUAUUUAAGAGGAAUUCCAAAGGUUGGAUUAUGUUGCAACACGAAUUUACUACUACCGAAAGUUCCAGUACACGUUAAGGAAACUUAACUGCCCCACAGCAAUCUUAUACCACAGUCUACAGAAAACGGACGAAAUCCAACUGCUGGAUCCAAGAUGAAUGGGGCUACUUACUUUUGACAUCAAAAAAGAAGAAACGCGUUCUUUACCUUAGAUGUUUAAACAGUUACAAAACAAAAGGGAAUUGCCCGGGGCGUGCGAUUUUAAAGGAAGGAGCUUCUUCCUUAGAAUUGACUUGUCAACACAACUGCCAGCAGAAACCUGAGCUGCAUUCAAUUCUUCAGGCAAAAGAGGAUAUGUUCGCCCUAUCAACACACCAUCCAGGGCUUCGGCCUAAAGCCGUGUACAGGAAAGUUAGUAGGAGGUAUCCUACAUCAGUUAUGGGCCAUGUACCUUUUGUAGACGUGGAACCAACAAUAAAAAAAAGAAAAGUGGAAAAUGUUCCCACAUUACCAAACUCUUUCCAAGAACUAGAAGAGAAACUGCGUACAACGUCUUACGGGAAAACGUGGGAUGGAAAGCCGUUUUACCGAGAGAUACAAACAGGAUUCUCAACGACAGGAACAGUCUCCUUCACGAAUGUACUUUUUCAUGGGGAAAAUAGCCAGAAAUUCCUGAAAUACCCAAAGAUUAUCCUACUUGAUGCCACAUUUAAGAUAGUGCCAGCCUCGCUCCACUUUUACCAGUUACUGACAGUGACGGUAAUUGACAAUGGACUUGGCAUUCCUGUUUUAUUUGUUUUGAUGACAAAGAAAUCUCAAAAGGCAUACGAGCCAAUCAUUGAUUACGUUAAGCAUAAGUUAUGUCUGAAGCCUAAAAUUUUUUUAACGGACUCGGAGCUAGCGAUCAGCAACUCUUUGCGGAGCAGGUUCCCUGAAGUUCAGCAAGUGUCGUGCUACUUCCACUAUGCUCAUGCUGUUACAAUACAGUGCUUGCAGCUUAACCUUAGACCUCUGGCACGUGACGGAAAAGGUUCCAAAAUUUUUGGUUACAUACUCGCCCUGCCCCUUCUCCCAGCUGGAUUAAUUAUGGACGGUUAUGAAGUUAUUGAAAAUUUGAUCAAAGAGCUUGCCAAGGAGGAUAGUCUAGAAGAAGAAGUACAAAUACUUUCUGAAGAAGAUGAUCCUCAUCAAGAUCUUGAUUGUGUUGAAGAAAUUCUUAUCCUUGAUGACGUAGAUGAGGCCAGGGAGGAAGAAAAUGUGUCCAGAGUGGAAGAAAAUGAAAGCAGAGAAGAAGAAAAUGAGGCCAUGGAGAAGGAAAAUGAGGCCACGGAGAAAGAAAAUGAGACGACGGAGAAAGAAAAAGCCCUCAAAACUCGAGAGGGUCCAAAUUUGCUGGAUUUCCAAAAGCUUCUGUGCCAUGUUUUCUAUGAUUGGAUUGUCCGUGUUGGGGUCAAGAGUUUGUCCGUCUAUCGCCAACCUCUGAGGACCACCAACUUUAUAGAAAGUUUUCAUAGUACCUUAAUGGAGCGUCAUCCCAGUUUUUGGAAUUUUAUUGAAUUAUUGAAAGACAUAGUCAAGGAAGCCGAUGCAAACAUGCUUUCAUCGGAAAUUGGGAAAACUCCGAAAAGGCCUCCAAAGGAAGGCUACGUCUUCAACCGGUUAAGGCAGCAAAGGAAUGAAAAGGAAUUAGCCUUGGGACUAAUUACCAUUUCGGAAUUCCUCAACAGGGGGAAGUACCAACUUUCCAAAUUAACGAACACGCUUUUCGCCAGUUACCGCAAAAAGGAUGUAAAAGACCCUCUUAACUACCAGUCGCAGGAUAGAUCGAGCAGAGCACCCAAUGGUGUAAAUGACGCCCGGUGUAUAAUCUGCAACAAAGAAGUAUUUGGAUGUUGCCAGAAUGACAAAUGUCAGCACUUCCUGUGCUUUGAACACUUCUUGCAAGAAAACAAGAAUGGAUGCUCUCAUCCGCACAAUACGGCUUUAUUUGGACCCUCGUCUAAGCAACCCUCGUCGAAACAGCCCUCUUGUAAAGAACCCUCGUCGAAACAACCCUCGUGUAAAGAACCCUCUUCGAAACAACCCUCGACUGAACAACCCUGUUCCAAACAAACCUUGUCGAAACAAGUGAAACCCACUUUGGUAUCGGGUACAAAAGGGCCCAAGAUUACGGUGAGGAUCCCACUUGCACCUCCGUCAUCGAGAAUUCGACUUGUGACCAAACCAAAUGAUACCAUAAUAACUGAUCCUCAAGCAGAACUAGAGGAAUUAUGGAAGGAAUAUUCCCACGAAAGCGAAGAAAGACCCAAAGAUGACACGAUGAAUCAAAUUAAAGAACAACAGCAGAUUGAAGAAGAGGCCCACCAAAGGGCCCAAAUUCUGUUCUUUGGCGCUCCGGAGUUGGACCCGGACAGUCUAAGAAAUCUAUAUGUCCAGAUAAGAGACACUGGACACGUAACAUCUUUUGAACUUGACCUGGCAGAGGAUUUGUUAUCGUUAAGCAGUUACUCCUCGGACAUCAGGCAUAAUGCUUCUGCAUUGCUUGGUGGCCUUGGCUUUCUUGUCGUGGCAAGAAUGUCUAAUGAGGAGUCUGUGAUCAUCAUUGCGACAUGCGUUGUCAAUUUUUUGAGAAGAAAAAUUGACAAACAGUUUAAUGGGAUGUAAGAUGUCAGCAAUUUCAACACUUUUUUCAAUUAAUGAGGUUUGAUUUGAACAACAUAAUGAGCAAGAAGUUGAAUGUAUUGCAUAAAAUGACAAAUAGUUCGUGAAUACUCGCAUUUAGGCAAUAAUAUUGUCAAGAGGAAUAUGUUGAAUAAACGCCAGAAGAUAGAAAUAAAAAUCUAAUAAAAUUCAACUUAUCAUAACUUUAUUGUGGUAAUCAAACAUUGGUUUCACUUGUAGCGUUCAUUACAAUACGAGGUAAAUUGGGCAAAUCAGCCUUAGAAUACAAGAAAAAUAUUCUUACCAAGUAAGAAACUAGUAUUGAAAAAAGUUUGUAUGUGAAUGAGAACCAAGGUGUUGUGUUUAUUUUUCUCUUUUACAGUAAUUCAUCAGUCUGUUUGACAGUUGUAUUUUAUAUUUUAUAUUAUAUUUAUGUAUAUUGUAAACUAUGUAAUAAACUUAAUCAAACAAUUAAAAAAAAUAAAUUAAAAAAAAAAAACCCUGAUCAGUUCAACCGUGUCGAAAAAUUACGAAUGUUUUCCCUUUUUGUCAGGAUUUAUUUUUUCCUAUAGGUACGUCAUGCUUAUAUUCCUCUUUCAAUAAUUGUGCUUUCUGAUAGCACAGCUGAGAGUACGCAAAAUCAAACAGCUUUAAUAGUACUCAACAUUGUUUUUGUAGACUGAAGUAAAAUUGUUCAGCCCCUUUUGAAGAUGUGAAUUAUUUGAAAAUUUUCUAAAUUAAUUUUGAUAUUUUUAAUUCAAUGUGCCAUGCGUAUGUCGUAUAUCGAUCGUUUGUCAAGUUUUACAAUCCUUCAAUUUAUUUCGUGAAGUAGGUACUUAUAAUCAGCUCGGGAGCUUACCUCAAUUCUUUGAUUUCCACCUGUUAAAUUCAUUAAUUGACUCACUAUCAUUUGUAUAUGACAAA
This is a messenger RNA of Bemisia tabaci, 4631 nucleotides long. NCBI's taxonomy places the organism in Eukaryota, Metazoa, Arthropoda, Insecta, Hemiptera, Aleyrodidae. The record is from RefSeq and is a predicted model, not a curated record.